Protopterus annectens (West African lungfish) is the source of this 4205-nucleotide messenger RNA. RefSeq lists its product as uncharacterized. Gene Ontology annotation, molecular function: DNA binding; zinc ion binding. The record is from RefSeq and is a predicted model, not a curated record. The coding region runs from base 218 to 2449 and encodes 743 amino acids. The transcript has 21 exons. Lineage: Eukaryota; Metazoa; Chordata; Ceratodontiformes; Protopteridae.
UAUAGCUAGAAAAAGAAUAUUUUCCAAGCAACAGCGUGUGUACAAGGAAUUUGGCUGUGGGGAGUGUGCAGCAUGUCAAAUCACAGAAGACUGUCAGCUCUGCACUAUAUGUCGACUUAAAGCAGAAAAUAAAGAAUAUGAUCACACCUGGAAGUGCAUUAAACGUAGAUGCCAGAAGAUUGUGUAUGGUUGUAAACACUGUGAGGGCUGCUUAAGCAUGGAGGAUUGUGGAACUUGCAAGCCAUGUUUGAGGGCGCAAGAUAAUCCAAACCGUCGGCGUACCUGGAAAUGUAUUAAACGAAGAUGUGUCAAUCAGCACAAGUUAAAGGCAAAAAAGAUGGGCGAAAAGAAGAGUGGAAAAAGUUCAGAGAAACAACAAGCUUCUUUAGAAACAGAAUCUCUCCCCAUCCAACAACAGGAGGAUGAGAUUGUUCAAAAAUGUGCGACUCCUGUAGAAAAUGUCCUUACUCCCGCAGAGAAGAUUGGGAGACCAAGUGGUUCUUUGGCAAUGGAAGAUAAUCCCCUGGUAAAGGAAGUGCAUAAGAAACCAAGGGUCAAGAUAGAGGGUGAACCAAAGAUAUUAAAGAAGAAAAAAAGUCGUAAAAAUACUGAGGAGAAUCAGCAAUGCAUCACAUCUGAGCUUGGUCCUGAUGGAUAUUUGUAUUACGUUGAUUCUAAUGUUUUACCUUACUCCAGCAGGAGAAAGAGUCGUAUGUGUGGUGAGUGCGAAGCAUGUGUGCAGAAAGUAGACUGUGGAUCAUGUGAUUUCUGCCAAGACAAACCCAAAUUUGGUGGGAUAAAUCGUAAACGGCAGAAAUGCCGCUGGAGGCAGUGCCUGCGCUAUGCUAUGAAGCGCCUGCUCCCCGAGGUCUGGGGCAACCUGAAGGGAGAUCAACUGGGCUCCAUGGUGGCACUGAGUCUGAACCACAGGAAGAACGUGUUCGCCUACCGGAAGCUGGUGAAGAUCAAACAGGCUGCCAGGAGGGUCAGACAGGUCGGAAUGCUGUUUGCAAGGGCAUGGGAGGAAGAGGCUGUUAUAGCUAAAGAGGGUAAACAUAUUAAUCACAUGAAAGGAGUUCCUGGAUUUUACACGACUCCAGUGGCACAGCAAUUAAGUGUCAAACAAGAGGUGAUGGAAGGGAGAUUAAGCCAACAAUUUAUUCAACCAGUGGACACCCAUUUGGAACAACCUACUGAGUUUUUCAAGCCUUCCACAGAGGAGCAGCAUCCACCUCCGCAGCUCAGGCAGCAGAUGAUUGACACACACUUCAGUCAGCAGUGUGUACCACAAGAGUACAGCCAAAUUGGGAAUGUUCCUGGAUAUUAUGGGUCUUCUAUGGAACAGCAGCAGCAGCAUUUCAAGCAGGAGAUGAUUGAAGAGAGAUUCGACCAGCAGCAUAUACCACACGAGAAACAUCAUUUGCCUUAUGGAUUGGAAAAUGGAGCAGUCAAGUCUUUUGAUAACCACGUGGAACCAAUUCGUCAGUUUUAUAGCACUCAUACAGAACAGCGGCAAGUAAAGCGGGAGUCAGUGGAAAUGAUGAUCAGUGCACAGCAGUGCCUCCCUUCUGAAGCUGGGUAUGGGUUGAGACCACCUGUCACAUGUCAGCCUUCUGUACCUACAAUUUGGCCUGAACCCCCGCAAAACCCCCUGCCAAAAAACAGUACCAGAGCACAAGAGCAUACUGCUGAAAUCUCCCAGAACUUCCAGGUAAUGAGUGACAUGCCUACAAGGAACCAAAGAGUUUUAGAGCUCAAGGAAGGGAUGAUGAACGAUACAUCUGGAAGCCAGCAUACAGUUCUUGAGGAGCAAGAUGUUGUGUGCCUGACUCCAGCAGUGACUGAGCAUGUCGCCAUAUGCCAACCAAAGGAGGCAAAUGAAACUGUCGUCCUGGAUCAAGAUGUAAUUUGCCUGCCUCAAGAAACAUCAGAACAUUUAGUUUUAUGUGGACCAGAGGAAGCAGAUGAAAGUACGCCUGUGAUCACUGAGAUAUUUAGCUUGGGCUCCUACCAUUCCAUGUCUAAUCUUGAUGGUGUCCUGCAGGAAUUUCUAAUGGAGUUGAAUGAGCUACCACUGCCGGCUCACUGGGAGGUUCUUCACCCAGCUGGGCCAGACCUUAGGCUUGUCCAGCGGUCAAAGCUGUCUAACAUGUCUGAUACUGUCAUCCAUAUCCAACCAGGACUGGUUUAUUACAUCAUGGUAAAGGAUGUGCCUGUGCCCCUUCAGCAUGAAGUGUUCAGCACCCACCCCACUCGUUUCCGCACUGUUGAUGAUGUAGUCGAACUUAUUUGUGAUCUGGAAGCCUAUAGACCAUGUGCUGGUUACCAGCAAGGCAGUAAUGAAAUCUGUAUGUCCUACCUGGGUGCCCGGUCUCCUCUGUGUGAUGUUCUGGUGUAUGGAGAGCGAUGUGAGAGGUGCCGUAUAAAUCCUGCAGCACUCAGACAUUAACCUUUUAAAUUCUGAACUCAGGGAAGUAAGGCUAAUUCUGGAACUGUAUUGACCAUAACAGUGUAAUGCCUGAUGCACUGAAGAAGUUGGAGGAGUGUUGAGAGAGCAAAUCCCUCCACGUGCUGGUCAUGUAGCUGGUCUUUGGGAGAUUUGUUAACAUAUUGACUGGAUAACUGAAACAGGGCUACUGACUGGUAGUAAACAAUUGGCAGCACUUUCAAGUGAGAGUUGAAAUUGCUUUUCAGCAUAUAGCUUUUGUAGCUUUACACUGGCUUAAUCUAACAAAUGCUGCAGGGCUGACAUUUGUCUUACAUUGAGCAAGUGUUAACUAUUAAAACUGCAGGGAAUAUGUAGUGUGCGUCUGUGAAAUGCAAGAAUUCCUAGGUGUCUUUGCUAGUUUUCUUGCUUUGAGGAUCUUGUUUCAGGGUCCUUUUUUACUUGGACAUGAGUUUGAGUGUCUUUUUAACUUCUGUUUUGGGUCAGUCAUUUUACCCAUUGCAGGUUUCCUUAAUUUUAGGUUAUAAUCAAGAGUAUAUAUUUGUAAUAUGCAAAUAUUCCUUUUAUAUCCCAGAGUUAUGUGCAGGUAAGGUGUGCAUUAAACAGGGGUAUGCAGCUGAGCAGAAUUAAAUGUUUUUUUGGUUCUGUUUUGUACCUUUGUGUAUUUCAUCUGAUUAACAAUGUUAUGUUACCCUAUGUAAAGAUGCAUAACGGAAGUGGAAUCAUCUUAGUUUUUUCUUCCCCCAAAGUCUUCCCUUAGCAGUAUGCUACCUACUAUUUUGGGGAAGUUAGGGGAAAGUUUAACUGGAGUGCUGUGAAAAUCAGAUGGACUGGCCAGUGUACUCAUCUUUUAAAAGUCUCCACAGAUCCAUUGUCUAAAACUUCUUCAGUUGUGUCUACUUCAUUUUUCUAAUUGUGAUGAUGUAUGGUAAUUUUGAUGUCUUGUAGUUUACGCUGCUGUUUUUCAUGUAGCAGAGUAGUUUCAUAAUGUGUCCAAAAUGAACUGGUGGAAGGACACAUCAUCUCAUUUUUAGGAACAGUACACAGUAAUCCUUGCCAUUUGCCCAGGCAUUUCAAAUGUCAAUUUAAUCCUUCAAGCACAUAGUCAAAAAGUUCAUGUGUAAGGUAAAAGCACUGUCUUGUGAUGGCCCUUUUUUUCUAUUUUUGUGUGUGAUUGCACUAGUCUUAACAUUUGUACAACAUGCGCACACAGCCUUUUCAUCAUGUCAUCCAUCACCUCUAUUUGGUCAGGAAUAAAGCCAUUAGGUCAUUGAUGACCAUAGCGGAAAAGGACAUGUCUUGUGUUUCAAGGCUGCAAUAGACAGUGCACAGAAAUUGUUUGAAGAUUUAUACCAUUUUAAAUUAAAUGCAUUUUGGUGGUUUCUGAGAGAGUUGGGGAGGUUACAGAAACAUGGAGAAAAGGCCAAGAUUACAAAGAAAAUCUCUUGCAUUCUUAAUUUGGAAUUAGAAACUAUUAUUGUUAUCCUUGAUAUUCAUUUGUCUUUGUUUAUUUUAAGCUAAAUUGCAGUUUCAGUGUACUAACACCAACAUCUUUAAGCCAAUUGUUUUGCAUUUAUAGCUGACAAGAAGAUGUCGGCAUUUUGUGUUCUCAUAUUGGGUACUAAUGUCAGUUAUUUGUCAUGCUGCUAUUAGGGCAGGUAGCCUAGAACUUAGAAACAGGAAGAAAAUAGCACAUUCUUGUACAGGAGUUCCUACAGCAAGGCUUUGUAUGUUGUUUUUGAUAAAAUGAUGCAAGAAA